This is a messenger RNA of Protopolystoma xenopodis, 312 nucleotides long. NCBI's taxonomy places the organism in Eukaryota, Metazoa, Platyhelminthes, Monogenea, Polystomatidea, Polystomatidae. The record is from the annotation of a GenBank genome assembly.
AUGCAUCCUCAUGUUGAGCCUGAUUGUAGUCCAUUUGUCGGCGUCACGUUCAGUGGCAAACCGGCGCUGCUUCUUAAAAUGGCGACCGAGCCGGACGACUGGGCCCGGCCGGCCUUCGUCACGAGUACGGCCGAGCCGGCGAGCCGAGCUCUCAACCUACAGUGCAGCAUCCCGGGGCUAGCCUGCUUGCGACUGCCGCCUUCAGGCGCUCCCUACAAAUGGAAGGCUAAAAUGGCCUUCGACUCCGUGAGACCAUCGAAACGCUUCAGUCUGCAGUUCGUCUGGAAUAGCCGGUUAAAGGAUACAGAUUAG